AAACCUUACAUUUUGUUUUAACCUUUUGAAAUACAAAGGCAAAUCAAAAUAUAUAGCCGACGAACGACGGUUUUCGGUGACUAUAUAUCACUUCUUUUUUAUGUUUCUUAUAGUAGUGUAUACAUAUUUACAAAUAUAUUAAAAAAAAUAAAAUAAAGUAUAUAUAAGAAAAUGGGAAGAUCUCCAUGUUGUGAUAAAGUUGGAUUAAAGAAAGGACCAUGGACUCCCGAAGAAGAUCAAAAGCUACUAGCAUACAUUGAAGAAAAUGGUCAUGGAAGUUGGCGAGCAUUGCCUACUAAAGCUGGGUUGCAAAGAUGUGGGAAAAGUUGUAGGUUAAGAUGGACGAAUUAUCUUAGACCCGAUAUUAAGAGAGGCAAAUUUACCCUUCAAGAAGAACAAACUAUUAUUCAACUUCAUGCUCUCUUGGGUAAUAGGUGGUCGGCUAUAGCAACUCACUUGCCGAAAAGAACAGAUAACGAAAUAAAGAACUAUUGGAAUACUCAUCUCAAGAAAAGGUUAACGAAAAUGGGUAUAGAUCCAGUGAGCCACAAGCCAAAAAAUGACACCCUUUUGUCUAAUGAUGGUCAAUCAAAGAGUGUGGCAAACUUGAGCCACAUGGCACAGUGGGAGAGUGCCAGGCUCGAGGCUGAAGCUAGAUUGGUCAAACAAUCUAAGCUUCAGUGUACAAUCCCAACUGAAAAUCAGGUAGGACAAAUUAAAUCUCCGUCGGCCUCUAUUAAUUUGUUGGCGUCAGAGUCUAGGGCACCUACUAGGUGUCUUGACAUAUUGAAGGCAUGGAAUAGGGUUUGCGGCAAAACGCACAAUGACGUUGACGGUUGGAAUGGAAACGGCGAUUUGGAAUCACCAACUUCCACAAUUUCCACCACAUGUGUGGGAGAAAGUUCCACUAAUUUUUUCGAGUUUGUUGGUGGGAAUUCUGCAGGAUCUUGUGACACAACCGGUGAAGAGUGUGGGGAGGAAUGGGAAUACAAAGGCGAAAAUCAAGCGGAAAAAUCAGAUCCAGGGUUUAAUAGAAUCAACAUGCCAUUCAUAGAUGAUAGCAAGAAUGAGCAAUUGUCUGGUGGAAACUUUUUAGAAAAUUUUACAGAUCUUCUAUUAAGCAGUUCGAGCACUGGCAACAAUCAUCGUAACUUACAAAGUGCUGCUAGUGGUGAAUCAAGCACUAGUCUCGGACCCAAUGGAGCCAGCAACAACUACUACGAAGACAAUAACAAGAAUUAUUGGAACAACAUUCUUGAUUUGGUGAAUUCUUCACUACAAGAACCACCAAUGUUUUAGAAAACCAACCAUCGAUCACUAGCCUUUUUUUUUUGUUGUUGAUUUCCCAGACCAAAAGCAAUCAGAUUGAAACGCUUGCAAGUGUGUUGUAAGAAACAUGUUAAUUUCUAGGAUUUUUUGAGCUUAGUAAGUGUGUAAUAAUUCAAACUUAUGUUACUUACUAUCUACAAAAUGUUUAUAUUAGCCCUAA
Molecule: messenger RNA, 1489 nt
Organism: Erigeron canadensis
Lineage: Eukaryota; Viridiplantae; Streptophyta; Magnoliopsida; Asterales; Asteraceae
Product: transcription factor MYB16-like
Exons: 3
Coding region: 172-1299 (375 amino acids)
Source: RefSeq, a predicted model, not a curated record